Messenger RNA from Arachis ipaensis, 837 nucleotides. Lineage: Eukaryota; Viridiplantae; Streptophyta; Magnoliopsida; Fabales; Fabaceae. The record is from RefSeq and is a predicted model, not a curated record.
AUGUUAGGCUUGAUAGAGACAAAAAAAGAGGUUUUGACUAAAUUUGACGUAGUACAACUGUGGGGUAAUGAUGUAGUAGGAUGGGAGUUUGUGGGAUCGGAAGGUGCCUCUGGUGGUCUACUGUUGAUGUGGGAUGAAACGGUUUUUAAUAUGAGAAAUUGUCAUAAAGGAGCUAGAUGGUUAUGUGUGGAUGGAGUGCUGGUUAAAAAUAAUUUUCGGUGUGCCUUCUGUCUAGUUUAUGGUGAGCAUAUUAGGGAGGAAAAGCUUAUUGUGUGGGAGGAGCUGAGUUUCAUAUCAGGCUUAUGUCAAUUACCUUUCUGCUUUAUGGGAGAUUUUAAUGAGAUUACUCAAUUAGAGGAGAGAAAGGGGGCUACUUCUAUGCCGGUAUCCGCAGUUGAGUUUAAAGAUUGGAUUCAAGAUAUGGAGCUUGUGGAUCUCGUUUUGUCUGAUUGUAGGUUCACAUGGUUCAGGGGCCAGUCAUGUAGUCGUAUUGAUAGAGUACUGGUUAGCUUGGAGUGGCUGGAAGAGUUUCCUGAAACAAGAUUACGAGGAGGGCCACGAGGGUUGUCAGACCAUUGUCCGUUGGUCAUGGAUGUCACACGGAUGGGAGGGGGACCCAAGCCUUUUCGAAGUUUGGAUUCUUGGUUUACUCAUGAUGGGUUUUUGAGGAUGGUGAAGGAGGAGUGGAGGAGCAUAGGGGAGAGACAAUUCUUGGACAAGCUCAAGGCUAUGACGACCCCACUGCGCAGAUGGCAUAGAGAAAAUUUUGGAGAUAUGGAUAGGAGGAUUGAUAGGUUUGAAGAGGAGAUCAGGAAGGUUGAUGCAGUUUGCGGAUGA